Molecule: messenger RNA, 205 nt
Organism: Geodia barretti
Lineage: Eukaryota; Metazoa; Porifera; Demospongiae; Tetractinellida; Geodiidae
Source: the annotation of a GenBank genome assembly
GAAUUUAGCACUGAGGCAGCGGUCCUGAUAUCUACUGUGCUCAAUAUAUCCCAGAGCAACCAGGACAUAAAAGCAUACCUUGAAGCUGUGAGCAAGCGACUGGACUCACUGGAAGAGAUGACUAGACAGUCUCCCAAUGACACAACUGGGAGCUUCCUCAACCCAGCACACAACUGUCACCAUAUUCAAGCCAACAUCCGAUAGC